This is a messenger RNA of Boleophthalmus pectinirostris (great blue-spotted mudskipper), 6114 nucleotides long. It is a transcript of the gene atp8a1, whose product is annotated as ATPase phospholipid transporting 8A1. The record is from RefSeq and is a predicted model, not a curated record. Gene Ontology annotation, cellular component: plasma membrane. Gene Ontology annotation, biological process: phospholipid translocation. Gene Ontology annotation, molecular function: ATP binding; magnesium ion binding; ATP hydrolysis activity. Lineage: Eukaryota; Metazoa; Chordata; Actinopteri; Gobiiformes; Gobiidae. The transcript is spliced from 36 exons. The coding region runs from base 556 to 4008 and encodes 1150 amino acids.
GAUGAGAAAAACAUGCUUAGAAAAACAAACAGAGCAAGCUACGCACCACUUCUCUGCAUUUAACAUAUUAUUUUUAAGAUCUGGUUUCGUUUCUGCAGUUGAAAACAGCUUGAAAGUCGCCGGUCCCUCCCCUUCCCCUGCGCUUGGAUGUGGUAUGGUCCGUAAUGUAGCGGCGGUAGCGUCCCCCUCACAUACUCCGUGGUAAGUCCGUAUGCGCUCCCGCUGUCUGCGCCCCGUCUACCGCUCCUCUAUCCGUGUGCCGCGUCGUGCCGGGGGGAUGCUGCUGCGGGACCCGUGAACUGUGAGCAUGCUCUCCCUACCAUCAACACGAUAUGACGCCUUUUAUUCCCUUUUACACAUUACACACUAGCGGCGCUCCCACGGCACUCCUGUCCGCAUGAAUGAGAGAGAGAGAGGGUCGUCUGCCGCCGUACUGUAGCCGUAUUUUGUCUCUCUUUCACGGUUUGAAAGGAGGAGGCACCAGCCCGCGGGGAGUGCAGCUGCAGCCGCGGCCGCUUGGCAGGUGUCGUCGCUCGGGUGUGAAGAAGAGGAGAGAUGCCCCCCGUCAAGAGAACCAUGUCUGAUCUGCGGACGCGGGCUGAGGGAUACGAGAAGACCGCAGACACCACAUCAGAAAAGACAUCUCUGGCUGACCAAGAAGAUGCACGGCUCAUAUAUCUUAACCAGCCACAGUUCGCCAAGUUUUGUAGCAACCGUGUCAGCACUGCCAAAUAUAACGUCCUCACCUUCCUCCCGCGGUUCCUCUACUCUCAGUUCCGGAGAGCGGCCAAUGCCUUCUUCCUCUUCAUUGCACUCUUGCAGCAAAUUCCAGAUGUUUCUCCCACUGGUCGCUGGACAACACUGGUCCCUCUCCUCUUCAUCCUUGUGGUGGCAGCUGUCAAAGAGAUCAUUGAAGAUCUGAAACGUCAUAAUGCUGACAGUGUAGUCAACAAAAAGGAAUGUCAAGUGUUGAGAAAUGGUGCCUGGGAGAUUGUGCAUUGGGAGAAGGUUGAAGUGGGCGAUAUUAUUAAAGUAAAUGGCAGUGAUUUUGUUCCUGCGGAUGCUGCCAUUUUGUCUACCAGUGAACCACAGGGUAUGUGCUACAUUGAAACCUCAAACUUGGAUGGAGAGACCAAUCUUAAAAUCAGACAGGGCCUCCAGGUGACCUCAGACAUAAAGGAGAUCGACAGCCUCAUGCGUCUGUCUGGCCGCAUGGAGUGUGAGAGUCCGAACCGCCAUCUGUAUGAGUUUGUCGGCAACAUCAGACUAGACGGUCACAGCACUGUGCCUCUGGGGCCGGACCAGAUUUUACUGAGGGGAGCCCAGCUGAGGAACACACAGUGGGUCCAUGGAGUGGUCGUGUACACGGGACAUGAUACUAAACUUAUGCAGAAUUCCACUCGCCCACCUCUGAAGCUGUCCAACGUGGAGCGGAUUACCAACUUUCAGAUCCUAGUGUUGUUCGGCUGCCUGCUGGCUAUAUCUCUAGUCUGCUCCAUUGGCCAGACCAUCUGGAAGUACCAGUAUGGCAAUGAUGCCUGGUACAUGGAUCUCAACUACGGCGGAGCAGCUAACUUUGGCCUCAACUUUCUCACCUUCAUCAUCUUGUUCAACAACCUGAUCCCCAUCAGCCUUCUGGUCACGCUGGAGGUCAUCAAGUUCAUCCAGGCCUUCUUCAUCAAUUGGGACACUGAUAUGCUCUACGAACCUACAAACACACCUGCUAUGGCUCGAACUUCGAAUUUAAAUGAAGAAUUAGGCCAGGUGAAAUAUAUCUUCUCUGACAAGACAGGCACUUUGACUUGCAAUGUGAUGCAGUUCAAGAAAUGCACCAUUGCUGGAGUGGCAUAUGGGCACAGCUCUCACUCUUCAGAUGAGGCAGGAUUUAAUGACCCGAGCUUACUGGAAAACCUCCAAAGUCAUCACCCCACAGCUGCUGUCAUCCUGGACUUCAUGACUAUGAUGGCCAUCUGUCACACUGCAGUACCAGAGCGCUCUGAUGAUACAAUCACCUACCAGGCCGCGUCUCCAGAUGAAGGCGCUCUGGUCCGGGCUGCACGCAACCUUGGAUUUGUGUUCUCUGGUAGAACUCCAGACAGCGUUAUCGUGGACAUUGUAGGAAAAGAAGAGAAGUAUGAACUGCUUCAUGUGUUGGAGUUUACAAGUGCCAGGAAGAGAAUGUCCGUCAUCAUGCGCACCCCAUCUGGGAAGAUACGGCUCUACUGCAAAGGAGCUGACACCGUGAUUUACGACCGUCUCGCAGACAGUUCCCGGUAUAAAGAGAUCACAUUGAAACAUCUAGAACAGUUUGCCACAGAAGGGCUGCGUACCCUUUGCUUUGCUGUGACUGAGAUCAGUGAGUCGUCCUACAAGCAUUGGCAAGAAAUCCAUCACCGGGCCUGUACAUCACUGCAAAACAGAGCACUGAAGAUGGAGGAGAGCUACGAACUCAUUGAAAAGAACCUACAGCUGCUAGGAGCCACAGCUAUCGAAGACAAACUCCAAGACAAAGUUCCCGAAACCAUAGAGACGCUGAUCAAAGCCGACAUCAAGAUCUGGAUCCUGACUGGAGACAAACAGGAAACAGCCAUCAAUAUUGGACAUUCCUGCAAGCUUUUGACCAAGAACAUGGGGAUGCUUGUGAUCAACGAAGACACUCUAGAUGCCACACGGGAGACCCUAAGCCAUCACUGUGGAAUGCUGGGGGAUGCCCUGUACAAGGAAAACGACUUUGCUCUCAUUAUUGAUGGGAAGACGUUAAAGUACGCGCUCACGUUUGGAGUGAGACAGUACUUCCUAGACCUCGCCCUGUCCUGUAAAGCGGUCAUAUGCUGCAGAGUGUCUCCCCUUCAGAAGUCCGAGGUGGUGGAGAUGGUGAAGAAACACGUGAAGGUGAUCACAUUGGCCAUAGGUGACGGAGCCAAUGACGUGGGCAUGAUCCAGACGGCUCACGUGGGAGUGGGGAUCUCAGGGAAUGAGGGGCUGCAGGCCGCUAACUCCUCCGACUACUCCAUAGCGCAGUUCAAAUACUUGAAGAAUUUGCUGCUUGUGCACGGAGCCUGGAACUACAACCGCGUAGCCAAGUGCAUCCUGUACUGCUUCUACAAGAAUAUUGUCCUUUACAUCAUUGAGAUCUGGUUUGCAUUUGUCAAUGGCUUCUCCGGUCAGAUCCUGUUUGAACGCUGGUGCAUUGGCCUGUACAAUGUGCUAUUCACUGCUUUGCCGCCUCUCACUUUGGGAAUAUUUGAACGGCCCUGCCGAAAAGAGAACAUGCUAAAGUACCCUGAACUCUACAAAUCCUCCCAGAAUGCCAUGGGCUUCAAUACCAAGGUCUUCUGGGCCCAUUGUCUGAACGGCCUCUUCCACUCCGUCAUCCUCUUCUGGUUCCCCCUUAAAGCGUUCCAGCAUGAUACUGUUUUUGGCAGUGGACAAACUCCGGACUAUCUCCUCUUGGGGAACAUGGUUUACACGUUUGUGGUCAUCACAGUUUGUCUAAAAGCUGGUCUGGAGACAUCCUCUUGGACCACUUUCAGUCACAUUGCCAUCUGGGGAAGCAUUAUAUUGUGGCUCGUGUUUUUCCUGAUCUACUCCUCCCUCUGGCCACUCAUCACCUUGGCUCCUGACAUGUCCGGAGAGGCUAACAUGAUGUUCAGCUCAGGAGUCUUCUGGAUGGGCCUGUUCUUCAUCCCCGUCACCUCUUUGGUCUUUGACGUGGCCUACAAAGUGGUGAAAAAAGUGUUCUUCAAGACUUUGGUAGAUGAAGUUCAGGAGCUCGAGGCUUUAUCCAAAGACCCUGGAGCAGUGGUCCAUGGCAAAAGUUUGACAGAGAGGGCCCAGCUGCUGAAGAACGUCUUCAAGAAGAGCACCGUCAGUUUGUACCGCUCCGAGUCCUUGCAGCAAAACCUGCUCCACGGCUAUGCCUUUUCCCAAGAUGAAAAUGGUGUGGUGUCUCAGUCUGAGGUGAUCCGGGCGUACGACACCACCAAACAGAGGACCAACGCCUGGUGAGAUCCCACCUUCACACUCCGGCCGGCCAAUCAGGAGCCACCAGGCCGCUUCCUCUGAUACUGAACCAGGAGAGACGGUGUGGUGCGAUGGUACGAGUUAGCGCCCAGCGUCUCAGUGAUUUACCAGUAACAUAAAGAAUACAGAUGGACACAAGUAGUUAUGUAAGAGAGGGGAAGAGCCACACAAAGGGACACCACGCACGCAUAUAGGAACACAUCACUCUCAGCUGUCACGUCCAGCAGACAUAAUGAGCACUGUGCUUUCUUAGCAGUCUGUGGUCUGACGUUCUUCACUGUCCUUGCACAGUUUCAGCCUGAACAACUCUCCUUUCGCAUUGGUUUGAUAGAUGAUGGUUUAAGGACCAUACCAAAAACGGUUCACAUAAUUGAAGUCCAUUUAAAAUGAGCUGCUUUUGACACUGUUAUUGUACAAGAUGUAGACAAUGUGUGAUGAUGAGGAUAUAGACUUGUGUAAGAUUGCCAAAGAGCAGUCGUGUAUACAAUCUUCUAAGUACUAGUGAAUUGGGAAAACCUUAAACCAAAUGUAAUCACACUUGUGCGUGUAUUCCAGCACUAAAUGGACCACUUCUGCGCAUACAUGUUUGUUUAAUUUGCACUUGAGAAAGCAUCUAUCGUGUAAAGCCUUACAUAUGCUCAUGCCUUCAUCUUGUAUUGUGCAUAUUUUAUGUGAAUAUUUAAUGUAUGUUAUUAAUGUGCCUGUUUUUGUUUCGGUUUGUCCCUCAAAGCUGUAGUCUCAUGCCACAAACUUUUCUUACCGCUUGGCACAUAUUAGCAUUCCGCAUGUCACUCCAGUCUAAAACAAUCACGACGGUGCCUACGUAAACCUUCCCUCGUAGAUGAUAGUUAGCCAAGAGCAGAUUAGCCAGCUAUCCUAGGACAGUGCUCCUCACACACCCAGUGAAGCAUCACCACAGUAUUGCACUUGUACAGUGUGAUACGACUGAGCGCCUUGUGGCACAUGUUCGGCUCUCUGCAGUGGUGGCUUCCUCUCUGUGGUAAUGUUACCUACACAUGAAGAUCCUAACCUUCUAACACAAGUGCCAUUAGUUUAAGGGAGAGAGAACUUAGCCAGGAAACUCCACGUCAGUAUCAAAACGACUUUGUCUCUAUAGUUAUUUUGUGGAUUUGUAUUUUUAUAUUGGAGAUGUCUGACUUUUGCAUUGACUGGCUUUGUAAUGAACUGUCUGUAACUUUAGUUCUUUUGAGAAACUGGCAGAUUAGGAUUGCUUGAAAGAGUAAAGUGAGCUUUGUUAAUGUCUUGUUAUUAUUACUAUAAUUAUUACUGUAACAGCCUGUUUUAUUUAUAAUUGAGUACUUAAAUGUCUGUGUGAUUGCUUUUUCUCCCUAUGGGAGACGAGGUUGUGUAUGUGUGGGUCUGCAUGUGCAUGUGUGUACUCUGUGGAUAACCUGAGACUGCACUGCAUGUUGUGUCUGAGCUGGGAGCAUACAUGUGGAGUGGAUGGGGGGGUACAGACGCCUGCUGCAGUUGUCUGUCUGUGCUCCUCACGUACAGUAUCUGUGUGUACUGCUGUGUACUGCUGUGUGCUGAUGCAUGUCCCUUAUGGGCACACAGUGUCAGUCUGCACACACCUUUUCUCAAGCUCAGCUCUUUUUGAUGGAAGAUGUUGCACAAUGCACUCAAUGUACCUUUUCAGUAGUGAUCUCUGGUAUUCUGAGUUUGAUAAUUAUUUGUGUUCAUAUUUGUAACUUAUUUUUCUUCAUGCAAUGUACUUCUGCUUUGUGUUUAUCAGUUCAGUGAUGGUUCUGACUUUUUAAUGUUGGGUUGUCAUCAUGAUUUUAUCAAACCGCUGAAUGUUGUUGUCGUGGAAAAGGCUUGGACUGUUGCUUUUAUUUCCAGAAACCGUUUUCCAUGUGGCUGUCUGUCAGAUGUGGGCUGCAUGAAUGGAUAACAAACUGUUCUCUCAAGUGUUAAUUGUACUACUUUGACCACUUUACAAAAUACUGCACCUUUAACUUUUCUUUUAAUGUUGAAUUUCUGUUCUAAUUUAUUCAAUGAUUGUUCUGCAUGUUGGGACUGCAAACUUAAGUGUUGUCUUUUACUGCCAUGAAAGACUACUGAAAUAAA